This is a messenger RNA of Adineta steineri, 867 nucleotides long. Lineage: Eukaryota; Metazoa; Rotifera; Eurotatoria; Adinetida; Adinetidae. The record is from the annotation of a GenBank genome assembly.
AUGUUACGCAUUCUAAUUAUUACUGGAAUACUUUUCCGUAUUAUCUUAGCUGUAGAAAAUUCAACUGAAACAUUAAUUGAUCUUUAUAAUAAAAUUAAUAAAUCUGGAUCACUUUUAAAAGCAACAUCAUUUGAUAUUAAUACACAAAUAAAACUUAAACAUAUCAAUACUGUUCGAAUGGUUUCAUAUAAAGUUCCAAAUAAUAGAAUUUCAUUUGGUAUUCGAAUAAAAAAGAAUCUUAAUGAACAAAUAGCAUUAAUUGAAUUACGAUGUAAUAUAUCAUCUAUUUAUGUUCGAUUAGGAAAAUAUGGUCAGCAUCGAAAAUAUCGUUUACCAUUAAUAUCAACUUCAUCAAAUUCAAUUCAAUCCUAUGAUCUUACUCAUUUUUUAAAUAAUCAUCAUCAACGAUUUAUUUAUAUAAUCUUACCAAAUUUAGUUGAACAACAAAAUAUUUCUCUUUUCUAUUAUUCUAAAUCAAAUAAAAAUUUAUUUUCAUUUUCACCAACAAAACAUAUUCAACGACGUUUUCGACGAACAAUAUUACCAACUAAUCCAAGUGUAACAUGUGCUAAACAUGAAUAUGAAAUUGAUUUUAAUCAAUUUUCAUUUGGUAAAUGGAUAUUACAACCAAAACGUUUUAAUGCAUAUACAUGUUCUGGUUCAUGUCCAAAUCCAUUAUCUCCACAAUAUUAUCCAUCAAAUCAUGCUAUAUUACUUAGCCUUAUACGUUCACAAAAACAACAUGAACAACAAGCUCUAUGUGUACCCGUACGAUUAAAACCAUUAUGUUUACUUUAUUAUGAUCGUGAUGAACUUGUUAUUAAAUAUCAUCGAGAUAUGAUUGUACAAGAAUGUGGAUGUAGAUAA